AUGGCUUUUGAUGUUGGAGGUAUAGAUUGUGGUUUAACAUUUUCAUUUACUAUAUUUUCAUUAUAUUUCAUUUUAACUACUAUAAGAUUACUAACAAGAAAGACAAAAUAUUUCAGAUGGUUUUCAAUAUUUUACUAUUUACAAUAUAUUACAAUUCCAUCAUUAUUAACAUUAUUCUUAUCGUAUUAUAACGGUAAAACAAAACCAGCUAAUUUUACAAGUGUUGAGAUCUGGAGAUUUUUCAUCGUUAAUUCAACACCAAUUUUCACAAUUCUUGAAGGAUUUUGUUCAUUAUUAUCUAUUCAAGCUAUAAGUCAAAUCAUCAAUUGGUUGAAUAAUUAUAAAAGUGAUAGUUGGUUAAUUGUUUCAUUGAUAUUUAGUGGUUCAACUAUAACUGGUGCUUUAUAUUUCUUGUGGAGAAUUUAUGUUUUACCUAUAACCAUUGAUGUCAUUGGUGCAUCAUUGUUAGGUUCCUUAUUAACUUUAACUGUCGGUUUAAGUCUUUAUGGAAUUUUAAGUAAUAGAGGUUCAAUUAUUGAAAGUUCAUUGAUUUUUGCUUAUAUUGUUAGAUGUGUUUAUGAAACUUUCCCUCAAUUAAGUGAAAAUGCUAGUCAAGCUAUAAAUAAUAUCUUCAACAAUACUAAGAUUAAUAUUGAAAUUCCAAUUUUUAAUCCAAUUUUAUCACCUCAUUUGACUAAUAUACUAUCAACUAUAGUACCUUCAUUAGCAGCUAAUUUACCGGGAUCAGUUAAAACGAUGUAUGAAUUCUUGAAUAUUUCAGUAAGAAAAUUACCAAUCCCAGUAUUGUUUAAUUUUUCUUAUAGAAUAACGGUAUUUUUCGCCGCUACUAAAAUCAUUCCUGCUUUAUAUCAUUCAACUUUAUAUCCAUCAUCUUCCCCACCAAGAACUCCACCAUUAAUGAGAUCUAGAGAUUCCUCCUUAACUUCAAUUAAUUCCCUUUCAUUAACAACAUCCAAUACCAAUUCUCCAUCACCCAUUACAAAAUCAAAUUCCAAUUCUUCUUUGAAUUCUCACAUUGAGACCAAAUCAUUUUCAUCAUCAAAACCUCCUUCAACAAUUGUAACAUUGAUUUAUUCUUAUUCACCUUGUAUUAUAAUACCUGUUUAUACUCAUCUUUUGAUGUCUUAUAAUGGAGAAUUAGCUACUCAUUUAAAAUUAUGGGGAGUUUUCACUUCAUCUAAAAAUUCAUUGGAAUUACCAAUUCAUCCAGUCCAAUUUUGGAAUUGGGUUAAUAUGGCAACCACUUUGAUUUUAUAUUUGUUAGAAUUAUUUGGAGAGAAUAGUCUGAAUAAUAAUGCCUUAACUAAUCAUUGGAAAAUUGAUUAA
Molecule: messenger RNA, 1347 nt
Organism: Yamadazyma jaroonii
Lineage: Eukaryota; Fungi; Ascomycota; Pichiomycetes; Serinales; Debaryomycetaceae
Source: the annotation of a GenBank genome assembly